CUUUGCUCGCCAGCCGCCGCUCUCGCGGCCACGACCGCGGCCUCCGCAGGGUGCGGCCAACGUCUCGUCUCGUCAGUGCCCGCCCUACUUCGUGGCCAUCCCCUGGUACCUUUCCCGGUGGCGUUACACUGCCGGUUCCAAGGAAGUGACGCGCGCACCUGUCUCGCCCAUGGCCUGCCGGCGUCGCGAAGGAUUUGGAGCUGCCGAUCCAUUCGUGACUUCAGGUCCAACCAGAGAGCCUUCUGAAAGUUACGUAUUUGUUGGGCGCAAGUCCAUGAUUGAGCCUCGCCUUACCACCUUACAACUUGUGACAGCCAAUUUCUGCGCCGCGGCGUCUCGACCUGCUUGCAAGGAUCUCAGCGCCGGAUCGGAUCCAGCCCCGAUCCCGAUGCGCGCGGAGGGAGGAGGAAGGGAACACCCAUCCAUGCAUCCAUCCUUGAAGAUCUCACGCACGAGACUCUCAUGUUCUUCAAUUCCUGUGAGAUUCUUGGAUGAUGGAUUAGGGUGUAGGAUUAGGGGCUUCAGGCUCGAGAGGGGACACCAAAAUCUCAUGGGUUGGAUGGUAGGUCGGCAAUGAUGGUAAAUGAGUAGAGUGCGGCAGAUAUUGCCGGACGCAUAAGGUGGGAGACAUCAGGAGUUGACAGAUUGGCAUAGCGAUCUAAGGCGGCGAUAGGGAUCUGGACACGGACGCAAGUCAAAGAGGAAGUUGUCACAGUUGAGGAAGAAGGUGGCGAGAGUGUGGGAAGAGGAGGUCAGCUUACCGUGGAAACUCGCUACCAAAUACCAACGCCGUGCAAGCGCUGAGGGAGGAGAAGGUUGAAGUGUAGGCUGUAAAACAAAUAAGUGCUAGGCACUCGAGAGAUGCUAAGAAAAACUACAUCCCACUAUAAACGAUGUUGCUGCCUCUGUAGCUA
Molecule: messenger RNA, 914 nt
Organism: Panicum hallii
Lineage: Eukaryota; Viridiplantae; Streptophyta; Magnoliopsida; Poales; Poaceae
Exons: 4
Coding region: 170-577 (135 amino acids)
Source: RefSeq, a predicted model, not a curated record